AUGGCAACAAACAACAGGAGGAAAAGGAGAAACAACGGGUCUCCGACAAAGACCCGACCCGGAAUUCAGACUAGCCCGGAAACGACGGUCAGAAACUCCAGUUUCUCCCCUCCGCGUUCAACCUCGGUUGUGGAGCGUGACGUCAUCAUCACUGAUGAGCUUGCAGCGUUUGAGAACCUCGGAAUUUCGUCCUACCCGACUUCGUCGAACCCGCGAAGCUUCCCUUACAGUGUGAAGCAACAGUGCUGGGAGAAAGCGGACAAAAUCAAGGGCCGUGACCCGGACCGAUGGCGUCGGGACCCGUUGGGAAAUAUGGUAUUCCGGAAGCUUGUUGGUUGCCCCGGUUGCUUGUGCCACGAUUACGACCAUAUCAUUCCGUACUCCAAGGGAGGCCAAAGCACUUUGGAGAACUGUCAGGUUUUGCAGGCAACAGUUAACCGAUCGAAGGGAAACCGUACAGAGUUCACGAAAACGGAGCUGAUUCAGAAAAGCGCGUACUGUCGGGUUCAAGAUCGUGACAUGGAUCUUCUUGAACUUUCAGCAUAUGGCAAUGUUCGUCGUGGACAAGAUUCCGGGAGAUGUUUUUUCCAAGGGACUGAAGCAGUGAAGAAUUGUGAAGUGACUCAAGAUUGUUACAUUGUAUGUCCACCCCGCACCACUACCGUCAGUUGCGUUAACCAUAUAUGUAUUUGCGACGGUCAUAUUCCUCCGGCAACCGCCGCUGAUCGUACAACUAUACAAGUUGGAGAACACACUUAG
Oldenlandia corymbosa var. corymbosa is the source of this 759-nucleotide messenger RNA. The record is from the annotation of a GenBank genome assembly. NCBI's taxonomy places the organism in Eukaryota, Viridiplantae, Streptophyta, Magnoliopsida, Gentianales, Rubiaceae.